UGGUACCUGUCGUUGAUGCAAUUAUAAUUCUGGCACUACUCCGGAAGUAGCAAGGGAAGCCCUAGUUUACUUCCAGACAAAUUACGGUCCCGUUGUCUCUUUUUUGGUUUAUGACAUUACCCAAGCGUAUUUUACUUACAUACCAGACAAUUUCCUUGCGGGAUAUCGAAUUCCAAAUGUUACAUUUCAAUGCAGCCACUCGCAAUCGGUAAAUUCGGGGCUGUUGACGUUCAGCGUUAACGCAUUCAACGACGAUCUUGGGCAGUGUGAUUUGACCGGAAAUGUAAAGUUUAAAGACUGUAACCUACGCCAGUUCUACGGGUCCGUAUUUAAAAACUGUGAUAAAUUGGAGAACAUUGCGUUCAUCAACAGCCAUGUCGACGGCCUCAUCGAUAUCCCAACGCUGGAAAGCUUGAGAAACUUAACUGUCUUUACCCCAACUUUUUGGACUGGAGCCACUCAUCAAGGUCUUUCACUAAUAACACUGGCCCCAGGCGCAUCUUUUCCUCUUCUUAACUAUCUGGAUCUUACCGGAAACAGUUUGAACGACGAUUCGAUUGAAUUCGUGUCUCAAUUAACUGUAAUUGAAGAGCUGCAUUUGGAAGGCAACAAUUUCGCCUCCGUACCCAAUUUAACCGAUUGUUUUAAUUUGCACACCUUCUCCAUGACGCUCAACCAGAGCUCGUCCGUGCCUAUUCUACUUCCCAAUCCAAGAUCACAGGUUCAGUCUCUAACAGCAACUUUGUAUUCAAAUGCUGAUGGCGUGAAUGAAGUAACUGCUCUUGAAGGAUUUUUUGUUAAUGACGUCAUCAACCUUCAAUUGAACAUGACCAAAUUUACAGCGGAAGUUUUCCUCGACCCUCUUGUCGAGUCAAGUGGCCUCAAUAUUAAUUUAAACCCAGCGUCAAGAAUUGAAUGCGGUUGUAGUAUUUCUUGGCUUGUGCGUGAUAAUCCUACUUUGCUGGCCCAAGUCCACUCCGGGACUUGCGCUGAUGGUCGGCCAUUUGAAUCCUACCCCUUGGAAGAUGUUUCUUGCUGUUCAACGGAAUCGUUGGUAAAUCUGAUUAGUCGUCAACGCCAAGAGAUUAACGACCUAAAAGCUCGUCUAUUAGCUGAGUAAUUUACGGACAAAACACGCCCUGGUCCAUCACUUUAACACAAAUCAAUCAAAAAUGUGCGUUGUGUAAAAGAAAUAAGCCCAGACGUCAAAGGCGCGCAGCAACAAUUAUCUGCAUUUCAGUAUAUUAUUAGAUCCCAACUUUUACCAUUACAAUAGAUGGGGAAAAUUAUCUAGAUGAUAGCGCAGUCUACUGCGCAAUUGAUCAAAUGUGUAAACAUUGUGAAGGAAUAAAUCUUUUUGACGUUGGCAAACAAACCACAGAAUGCAUGCUUGAAAUAAUACUGGCAGGGUACCUGAUGUGUAUCUGCUUUAACAUAUGUCAAAGCCAGAUUACUUUCAAAAACAUUUAUUUAAGCUUAUGUUCAUACGAAAGUUUAUUCUAGUUAUAUAUAUAGAUCUAGAUAUUGAAAACCUGGGAGGAAGAUGGGCAUAAAUAGAUCGACUUUCACGUUUGCAAGGCUAGUUCUGUUGAUUAUCUAGUUACGAUUUCUGCAUUUUCGAAUAAUUCCCAUUACCGAUAAUGACGCAAACCUUACUCCUCCUAUUUCUAGGGACGUUCCUAUUGACGACAGGUGUCAACUCGCAAAAUCCUACCUGCCCAACCACAGGCAAUCCGAGUUCUUAUUGCAGAUGCACCCCAGAAAGUCCUGGUUUUAAGAUUGACUGCGAUGCUACCUACGAGGAUCCCGAAUCAGUUAGAAGCUCGCUGAUGUUUUUCCAAUCCUACGGUCUCAUCGUUAGCUUAGCUGUAAAUGGUAUCGCACAGAACAAGUUCAGUUAUGUGCCAGACGAUUUCCUGGUGGGAAAUCAAAUCCCGAGCGUCAGUUUUAAAUGCAAUCACGGGUUCAACGUCAAUCAGGGAAUUUUGAUUUUCAGCGUCUACGCAUUCACCGACAGCUUUGGCGAAUGCGGAUUGACUGGCGAUUUGACAUUUUCCAAUUGCAAUCUCCGCCAAUUCGAUUCAGCCGUUUUGAAAAACUGCAGGCAAUUGAACAAACUGGCCUUUAUGGACAGCCACGUCGAGAGCCUCGUCGACAUACCGACAUUGGGAAGUUUAAAGAAUUUCACCGUUUAUUCCCCAAAACAAUGGACUGGCGCAACUCAGAGAGGUCUUUCACGGAUGACAUUAGCUCCAGGUGCCUCGCUUCCGCAAUUAACUUAUUUGGACCUUACUGGCAAUAGUCUCGAAGAUGAUUCGAUCGAAUUCGUGUCGGACGAAAAGACGAUCGAAGUGAUGCAUUUGGAAGGCAACAACUUUGCCGCUGUCCCCAAUUUGACUGGCUCUUUCAACCUGCACACAUUUUCAAUGGCAUUGAAUUCAAGCUCGUUGCUUUCUAUUCUUCUACCCAAUCCGAGAGACCAGUCGCGAUCCCUCAACGCGAGUUUUUAUUCCGGCUCUAAGGCAAUCAAUGAAGUAGCUCUUUUAGAAGGAAUGUUUGGUAACGAUAUCAUCAACCUUAAAUUAAACAUGACGGAAUUCAAAGAGGAAGUUUUUCUUGGCCCGCUUAGCGAAUCGAACGGUCUCGUCGUAAAUCUGAGCCCAGGUAAGGCAAAGAAUUUCAUUCUUGUUUUUCAAAAGCGGAUUAUGUCAAUAAACAAAUGUUCUGAUACACGGAUGAACCCGUUAGCUGCAAGGAUCUUAUGUGGCUGCUAUAUUGCAUGGCUCGUGCGUGAUAAUCCAUCCAUACUGCCUCAAGUUAACAACGGAAUUUGCACGGAUGGACGUCCCUUCGAAUCGAUUCCGUUAGAAGAUUUCUCGUGUUGUGGGCCAGAGUCCCUGAUGAGACGGAUUGGCCGUCAGCAACAAGAAAUUGAUAGACUCAACGCUAGAAUAAAUCAGCUAACACAGUCAGGAACUUUUUCUCUAGAUCAAUUUUAAAGUUGAUUAAAAUUUUUUUUACUGUCUUAAAAUACAACGUAG
Molecule: messenger RNA, 3041 nt
Organism: Daphnia pulex (common water flea)
Lineage: Eukaryota; Metazoa; Arthropoda; Branchiopoda; Diplostraca; Daphniidae
Exons: 7
Coding region: 1641-2999 (452 amino acids)
Cellular component (GO): membrane
Source: RefSeq, a predicted model, not a curated record